AUGGUCCUCAUCUUGCUAAUAGCCAUUCCAUUGCUGGUCAGCAGCUCCAAGACAAGUACCCACUAUGAGAUGCUGGGCAGCUGCAGGAUGGUGUGCGACCCCUACACCCCCCAGACUGGAGCUUCUUCUGCAGAGUCCAGCCAAGAGCAGGGGGCCAAGGCUGACCAGGGCAGGAAGGGAAAAUCGGGACUUAGAGGAUUACCGGGACCCUCAGGGCCACCAGGUCCAAAGGGUCCUCCAGGGGAACCGGGCAGACCUGGACCACCAGGACCACCGGGUCCUGGACCAGGGGGCUAUGUCUCGUCCUACUACAGCCCUAAGAUUGCCUUCUAUGCUGGGCUGAGGAAACCACACGAGGGAUACGAAGUGCUGCGCUUUGAUGAUGUGGUGACUAAUGUUGGUAACUACUAUGAGCCCUCCACCGGCAAGUUCACCUGUCCCCUACCUGGCAUCUACUUCUUCGCUUACCACGUGCUGAUGAGAGGUGGGGAUGGGACCAGCAUGUGGGCAGACCUGAUGAAGAAACACACAGGUAACCUAAGAUGGGUCACUUUGUUCUGGUUAACUCUUCAACACCUCUAG
Staurois parvus is the source of this 582-nucleotide messenger RNA. The record is from the annotation of a GenBank genome assembly. Lineage: Eukaryota; Metazoa; Chordata; Amphibia; Anura; Ranidae.